AUGAGAAGAAGCCUCCUGCAGAAGCCAUUCCUCCCGGGCAAUGAAUUCCAGUUUGACUUCUCCCCCAUCGGGUGGCUCCAGCGCAAAGGGGCCACAUUUGUCCCUUGUGCAGUCCGCGCUGUGACCUGCUGCUGUGGCACGCUUCCAGGAGAGUCAUCAGGACCAGCCAGAACUCCUGGAGUGUUCCACCAGAAAGGAAGAGCCAAGAGCUUGCAGUGUGUGCUGCGAUGUUCUUCUGUCUGUCGUGUGAUUUCCCUGGGAAGCUGGUCUGUGUGCGUGCUGGGGAAGCGGGAUGCGGUUCCUCUCGCUGCAGCUCCGAUCAAGUGUGGAGUUCACCGAGGGGACAGCGAGCAGGAUUCAGGAGGAGAUGGGUGUCUCCUGUCCUCCCUCACUGCAAUUGCCUCUUUCCUUAUUUAUAAGUGCAAGCAAACAGGGCGUCCCAUUGAUAACCUGGAUAAUCCGAUUCUGAUUUUGGCCUCAAGUCUGUUCCUGUGGACAAUCUCAUUUCUUCAAGAACUGAAGGCUGCACUGACUGCCGGGGAGUUAGCAGGGGAAGAUGAAGGAUGCCGAGCUGAAGAUGAAGGAUGCCAAGCUGUAUCCAAAGCGCGGAUCAUGUUUGAACUCUUCCAGGCAAUACAGCUAAGGAAACUCCAUAGGAGGAAGGAAGAGACAGAGCCUUUAGUGUUUGGAAGGCUGCCUGAAGGAUGUGGCGGUGGGCAUCUUCUCUCCUUCCUCAUCUUCUGAGGACGCUGUGGCCCAGCUCUGCAAGGGUUUUAGCCUCCAAACCGUGAGUGAUGUAGUUUCGUGGUACAUGGUUUGCUGGUACCCACAUCUGCACCCUUCAUCUCCUGUCCUCCCUCCACCCGCCCUGAGCUGCAACCCAAAGCAGAGGACAAGGAACUUUGCACAAAGCUGCUGGAGAUCUUCAGGUGGUUACAAGGACAAGGUUCUGGUUUUGCACUAUCACAGAUCAGCAGGAGGUGGCCACCAGGCUCCCACAGCUGUGUGAUUCCAAAGCCAUCCUACUGAAGACAGAGCCCUGUUGCUGAUCCAGCUACUCCUGGUGAAAUAUUCUCUAUCCGAAGGAGUCCUCUGACUUCAAGGUGCCCCUGAUCAGAGCAGGUCUUGGGUGGACGCAGAUGUCCGCAUGCCGUGUCUCCUGGAGGCCACGCUUGUCCACCGUGGCCCUUUGUGGAGCAGACGAGAAAUGGAUGCAGUGCCUGCAUUUGAAGACGUGGUUCAAGCUGUACCCUCUUCUCUCCCAGGUGGACGUUAACGUCAGCUCUCAGCUCAGCGUGAUGUGAUCAGAGGUGACGUGGCAUUGUUCUUGGGACACGGCUGCAGCUCCUGCUCCAGUGUGAACAACAGGAUGCCGAACGCACGGUUGUGAUCUCCUGCACCAGCGCUGAAUGUGUCCCGGACCGUUUCCCAGGCCCCUCAGUUUGGAAAGGAGCAUCCAACACCUUGGCUGUAACUGGCUCCUGGCUCUGGUCGGUGGAGACGCCUCCAGUAAAUCUCCAUCCUGGGCUGCACUAAGAGGCACCAGUGCCCUUGUGCCAGCACCACGUGCAUCCAGCACCAUGUGCAUCCAGCACCAUGUGCAUCAGCUCCCCGGAGGUGCUCACAGCUCGGGCAGCGCAGAGGAGCAGAGUUCGGAGAGGAGGUGUGGGAACACAACGUGUGGGGAAUGCGCAGGCACCAGAGAGAAAUGCGCUAUUGAGGUCUGUGGCUCAAUGUGAAAACACCUUUUAUUUGCAAGCAAGGGCUGCUUCAGAGCUUCAGCAUCUCCCCAGCUUCUCUUUGCCAGCGACGCCCGGCCCGGGAGUGGAGAUGCAGAAGAUCACUCCUGAGCUAAUUGAAGCCGUCGUGUCCUUGCCAGCAGCAUUUCCCACAUUAGCCAAGUUUGAUCUAAAACUAAUUUCCUAGUCAAGACAAAUCUCUCCUCCACAGUCCUCUUCUUCCUAUAUUUUCAUGUGGAAAUCCAGGGAUGGUUACUGAUUUGGGCCAUGGUGACACUUGCGAAGUCCCUGGCACUGCUGGGUACAAGGUGCUAGUGGUACCUCAUUCCCCAAAUCCCUGUCCCCUCCGAAGGGCUCCCAGGAGCUUGGGAGCGAGUUCAGAUACUUAAACUAGUCUGGAGCUGAUGGUCUGACUGUUCCUCCUGGUAUGUGAAUAGUUUUUGGCUAAGUAAAGAAAAUCUGUUAGGACUUGAUACAGAUACGUGAUAAUCAGUGAAUGUUAUCUUGUUAACCAGAGGGUCUAACAUAACUUUAAUUACCAGUGUUGUUACUGACUGCUGUCACAUCCAUGAAGGAGGCAGACUAUGAGCUGACUUAGAGAAAUAACAACUUCUGGUGAUUAAUUAUUGCUGUUGGUCACGUGGCGUCUGUAAUGAUCUCCGGGAACGGUUGGCUGGAGCAGGAGAAGGAGGUAUUAGCCACUUGUCCUGGCUGGGCUCCAGCUUUGGCUACGAUGAUCGGCCAGACGAAAUUCAUACCGUGCCGCCAGCUCCCCGUCAUGAUGUUCUUCUAUUCAAUCUGGCAGUGGCAGAGCAGGGUAAUGUGUGGUCUGAAACAUCUGCUGAAGCUCAUAAAACUGUGUGUUACAGGAGGGAGGAUUGUUCGGAUUAUUGCUAUUCUGCCAAACAUGUAGUAGAGCGAGCGACCAUUGCUGCUAUCAGGGGAUGGAGGAGCUUGGCUCAGCCAAAAUGGGAACCACCUUGCCCCUUGCCCAUAAAUACCUGAACCACCUCUAAACAAGCUCUUGGACGCAUCCCGAGACGCCUUAAAAUGCUCAGCUGGAAAGCAGCAGUAUCUCAGUGCCGACUCACCAUCAGCUCCAUCAUCUGUGGACCAUGGAUGGUGGCCGCAUCCCGACCUGCAAACCCAUGGAGCUUUAGCACAAGAGCAUCUUGGCUUCUAAGCACAUUUCCCAACUACAAUGCCACUUAUUCCAGCCCAGAUCUCCACUGAACCUCCCGGUGGCUUUUCACAGUAUCACAGUAUGUUUGGGAUUGGAAGGGACCUCAGAAGAUCAUCCAGUCUAAUCCCCCUGCUGGAGCAGGAACACCCAGAUUUCUGCUGAUGAGCACAACUGAGGGAGGCAUUGAGGGAAGGACCUUGAAUGUGCCACCGAGGAGCUGUACUGAUGUUCCUAUGGCACACGCACGUGGUGACAGGAUCAUCACCAAGACGUGUUCCUAGAGGAGGCUGGAGGCUCAGUCUGUCCAUAGCAUACAGGAAGGCAUCUCUCAAGCAAAGAAGCUUCCAACCUAGGACCUUGGAAGCUGUUUAUUUUCCUUGCCUUCUGGAGGACUCGGCUGGAGGCUGCAUGGAGGCUUCUCCCAGAUACAGGCUACAAGCAUGAGCAAGCUCAAGGCCAGAAGAAACACUUUGGAAAGACAAUGUGUUGGGUUUGUGUGGGUUUCUUUUUUGUCUUUUCACUUGCAUUUGUGUCUGGUUUUGUAGAACUGACCUCCUGCAGUCACUCCGCGGAUUUAGGAAUCUUUAUCCCACUGUCAGUAAUUUUUACCAAGUUGUAAGAGCUUGAUUUUUCCACUCUAAAGCUUGGCUUAUUAUACACAUUUGUCAUCAGCUCUGGGGUCCUGGUAAAAGAAGACUAAAAAGAACAAGCAAACAAACAAAACCCACCCAGCAGGUCCCAGAUUUUUAUUUUGCCAAUAAUAGUUUGGGCUGGACUUAGGAUUUCAUUAAAAAGCUUUCCCAACCCUUCUGGAUUUCGGCGCAAGCUGUAUUCCCAGACACCACAACGCUCGACCAGGAGUUUCCUUUAGGUUUAUCCUGAAGACGGGAUGUUUUGAAGGUAACUCGUGGGGAUGUCUGGGUGGACGUGGUGGAUGCUGGGGAGCUGGUGGUCCUGCCUUGGGUCCUCACGGUGUCCUGGGAAGGGCUUGGAGGACUGGGACAGGCUUGGAGGACUGGGACGGGCUCAUGCUGCCGCAGCUCCCAGCACACAGCAGGCGAGGGAGGCAGCGCGGAGCCGCUCGUCAUUUUGAUGGAGCCUCCUGCCGGGAGCUGCGCGAGUCUCAGACGCUAAAUUAAAUGAAGCAGGAAUGUUGUUGUUUCAAAAACAACCGGCCGCGGUCACCGGUGUCGACAUGUGUCCUGACGUCUGAUGGGUCCCCAAGGAAUGAAGAAGAGGGGAGAGAUGGAAUUGUGGAAACGCAUCACUGGAAAGAAAAUCUGAUCUUGGAAGAGGAUGAACAAGAGGGACCUUUGCUCCUUCCACAAAAAUGUAGGGUGAGGAUCCAUUUCACAGCGUCUCGCACAGAACAAGCUCUUCAGCUCGCUUUGCUGGAGAAAUGCCUUUUGCUGCAGGGAUGCUUGCGUUGCCCAGUUUGCUUCUUCAGGUACUCGACAGCAUCUGAAACCAGAAAGGGAAAAACCAGAGAUUAAUUUGGAGACAUCAGUCCCUGUUUUCACACUCCCAGUUUACUCUUGACGAGAAUCUGACCAUGCAGAAUUAAUAAUCUCUUUUCCUGUGAAAACUGGAAAACCCAGAGAAAGUUCCCAUGAGAAAAAAACAGCCAAACCCACCAGGUACAAGAUGAGCGUGGGAAGCUCCUUUGUCCUGAAUUGGUACCCAGUGGAGGUCAGGGCGUUGUUCCUGCAUCCUGGUGGCCUGACCAAGAGCAUCCCAGUGCCAACCAAUCUAAACCAUGAUGGACUGGCAGGAAGGUGCAGGGCAGGUUGCUUUCCCUUGCCUCUUGUUUGAGGCUUGCAAGAUAAAUGUCAGAUUUAAAUGACAAGACUGUGGGCAGCCAGUGCAGAAAAUCAAUUAAAAUACCAAGUGGCUUAGAAACAGGAGCUUUAAUUACUCCACAGACAGGUCUUUAAAGGGGAAAAUAGCCAUAGCCCCUGGGUAAGACCUCCUCUACCCUCGUGCUUUUUAUCCCAGGGGUCUUGGGACAUCUCUCCAUCAUGUUUUCUGCGCUUUAAGAGUAGGUGGCUGGAUCUCCAAGUGUGGGCACGGAGCUGGCAUCUUGUUUUGCGGCACGUGAGCUUAGUCACUUGGGGACAUGAGACAUAUUGUAGGGGUCUGAUGGUGGCCAGGUUUUAGCAGCAUGGGCUGCAGAGAGGGAUAAAACCGCCUGGCAGGGUGGCUGAUCUCUGUGAGUCAGGCUUAGGCAUUUCAUCUGAAGUAAAGUCGUCUCUCUGUGGGACCUGGGGCUCAGCAAGCACUUUGUUUAUCAGUGGAAUGGGUCUGCAAGGCUGGGAGACAAAAGAUGCCCUUGUGCACAGAGGCUUGCUGACAAAGCGAUGGGUAUUAGAGGGGAAACAAGGAAAAAGAAUCAUACUUUUCCCAGGGAACACAGGGCUGUAGAGCCUGUUUAUCCUGUCUGCCUGUUUAUUUGCUUUCUGCUGACUUACUGUAAUACAUCCAGCAUGGGUCUUCAGCGGUGGCAGAACCGCAGGGAUUUCGGCGGGUCUUUGGUGGCCCGUCUCCUCGCUCUUCAAAGCUGUUGCACAACCCAAACCAGCAUGUUAAUCAUACCCCGAGCAUGGAAAGUACAGAACAAAACAAAGCACUGAUGAAACUCUUGCAGGCUUUCCAGAUGCCUGUCCACAUCGAUGUCCUGCUGGGAAGUACACGGGGUGAAAUGAGGCUCGGAGGGAGCCAGUCGGGGAAUGGGCUGCGCUCCUCGGCUCUUUUUGCCAGCCCAGAGGAAGAGCCUUGGGACACAAGGUUGCUCGGCAGGACGUGCUGCUGGCUGCCAAGGGAAUGAAAGAGCCUGCUUUUAUGUUUAUGUAACUUUGGGGAAAGGGAGGACAAGCCUCGCUUUAUGCUCUGCAUCAGAAGUGUGGGUGCGCAAACUUUCAGCUCUUCUUGCUGCCCGCCCGCAACAAGCCGUUCCAAGUCGGGUUGCUGCUCACGUGUCAUUCCCCGCCCCAAAAGGAGGCAGGAGGAUUUGGGAUUUAAGCUCCUCAUCUAGAGAAAAAUAACAAUAAUUAAUAAUAAUAAUAAUUAAAGAGAAAUCUGCCUGGAAAGAGCAGAGGAGACUUUUGCCUGCCUGCGGGGAGGAAGGGUUUUAACAAUACUCCCUGUUGGCAGAGAGAUGAGUUAUCGCUAUCCCUGAGCAGCCCAGGUGGGGCAGAGCUAAAGGUCUGAGCUGUGCAAUGGGGGAGUUAUUUGGGGUCUGGCAAAAGGGGGUUCACACCGCAGACAGCUGAUUUUUGGUGGGGCCGUGCUCCUGGCCUGGUUUGCAGCGAUGCUGCUCUCGGGUCUCAGAUAACUUGGUGUGUUUGCAGCGGGGUUCAUGCCGCGUUAGUAGGUGGAUUUUGGUGGCCAGUGGAGCUGGAAGAGACAUGGGCUCUUGUGUGCUGAGCUCUGUGCUGCCAGCUCUUGCUGUUCUUGAGAGAGUCUUGCAGCAUCUGGUGUUGUUUCCUGCUAUUAGCCGCGUGGCUAUGCCAUGUUCUCUGCUUUCGCUUUUCCUCCCUAAAGAAACUUUCCAGGCUUGAGGCUGCCAAAAAAACAUCUUGAAGGCGAAGAGCUGAGCUCGCCCAGGGGCUAAGGAAGAGCGGGGAGAAUCCAUCACUGCGAAUCUCUUUCCUGGGGAGGAGGGAAGGACCAGAUGCUCCUUCUGGAUCAUUGGGGUAGAGCUGGUACUGCCUUGGGAUAAGGGGGACAGGAUGGGGUCCUCUCCUGAGUCUCUUCCACGUCUGCAUUAGGGACUUGGGGUGUGCAGCUACCCCUGAGCAACCUCAUGCUCCUGCCUGGUGAGUCCAUCUCUUUUGCAGCUGGGACCUUUGAAGGAUGACGCUUGUUCCAUGUCCCUUACUGGGGUCAAGACACUUCGGGUCACGGGGACCAGUUUUUCAUCGCUGGUCCUGCGCGGUGUCCAGGACACGAAGCCCCAUCUGAACGCGGCGGUAUUGCAUAAAUGCUGGUUAACGAAGCUGCCCCUGUGCUGGAGCCAAGCGAUGACAUUGCAGAAACAGUCUAGGUCAAAAUAAAUUGCUUUCUAGCAUUCUGAGAUUAUCUAAACCCCUUCCUUUUUCCAGGGUGAAAAGGAACAAAGGCUCCGGACUGAUCAGGACAGAGCCUGGAAUGCUGUUUCUGUGAGCCACGAGAGCUUAUUAGGGAUGAGGUUUGUAAUAACACGGCGGAUUUUCCUGUUGCUCUGGUGUCUUCCCAGCUGCCCAUGGGGCUCCUUAGAAUGGAAGAACAUGGAACUAUGGAACAGAAGCUUGGGUGUUCUAUUCCUUAAUGUUGUAUUUAGUGGGCUGAAAGUUCUCAAAAGGAUCAUCGCUUCCUUAUCAUCAUCUAAUGGCAAAACUCGGCUCUCACACCCUGCACCUCAGGCACACAUGACGGAUUAGCUACUCGGCGCGCUGCUUGCAUAUGAUAUGUAGUAGACUCAGCCUUAAGGAAGACUUAGAUGUGCUCCAUCCAUCCUGGGCCAGCUCAAGCGACAGUGGAGUGACACAGCUCACCAGAGCAAGGGGAAAAAAAUGUCAAGGAUGGACAGAAAAGGCAAAAUGGUAAUUAAUUCUGCGGAAGGAGAAGCCCAGAUAUCUGAGUCGUGUAACCCUGGAUCUCCCAAUAGGUUCUGCACAGGGAACAGAGCGAUUUAACCUGGAGGAGGUGACAAUACUUGGCUGGAGACACAGAGCAUGGCUGCGGAGGUGCACGGGGAUCAAGGGAAGUGUCCUUUGAAAGCUGGCGGUGUCACCUUUCCAAAAGCAAGCACGAAGCUAAAACUCUACUACAGCUUUCCUGGAACGCUGUGAAAAAGCCACAAGGAAGGUCAUAUCACCACCACUGACCCAUGGGCAGCUCCAGAUCCAGGCUGGCCCCGUUUCUGGGUUUUGCUGGCCUCCUCCCGCAAAGCUUGGCUCUGCACCCGAGACUACAAAUGAGGACGAAAGCUCAGCCUUUGGGGACGGAGUUUUCCCCUGAGUGCAGAAGUCUGUGCGCAAGGAAAGGUUCCAGCAAAGAAACCGAUGCUGAAUGCACACUACCCUCCUUUUUCAGUACAUAGGUAGGAAAUAAGAGCCAGGUGUUUUCUUUUAAGGGCAAAGGCGGCAGCAGUUAGCUAUGGAAAGAAUUCUGGCUAUUGCCUGCAUUAGAGAUAACUCUCUCUAAGAGAUGCUGGCUCAGAUGCUUCUUUCUCUCCAUUUGCAGGUGAGAACAACUUCAAAACUUGAAUCCAAUAUAUAAAGGCAGAGAGGGAAAUGUUUAAUUGUCCUGACUCUGCUGCAGGCUGAUAAGCUCACAUUGAUUUUCUGUAGCGGUGUCUCCAGAGUCUACGUGUUGGUGUGUGCGCGUGUGCAUGUGUGAAUGUGUCUUGUUGUUUGGGUAUUUCUAAUCUGCUGUUCUGUGGUUAGAACUCAACACUUCCUCCAGUAAAUGGCCAUUUACAGCGCAACUUGAUGGUUGGUUUGUUUGUUUGUUUCUCUCCUCCUUUUCAUCCUUUCUAUUGACUUCCUACAGACUUGCCACCUGAGCAGGGGGAGAGGUCUCAAUAGAUGUCCCUUCAUCAAUGCAUGUCCCUCAACCUGCAGCUCAAAGGCAGGUUCAUAUUUAUCACAUCAUUUUAAACCGUACCAUCCAAGGGUCUAAUCCCUGCCUAUUGCUGCUCAUAAACCCAAACGGAGGGAAUAACACAAAUAAAGUGGGGCUUUAUCAAGAACUUGAACUAUUUUGCACUGGAGAAGCACAUUAAAAUGUCCAGUUAACUUUUCAUCUAUUUAUUUUGAGGGUUCAUUGGAAACAAGUAAACUGAGCAAGAAGGACUGGAGCAGAAAGUUUGAUAGCUCACGUCUGAAGCCCACAAGCUCCAGAAAACGGGGAUGUCUACCUGGAACCUGCAUGUCCAUCUUAUCUGAGCCUCCAAGCCUGCAGAGAUUAUAUUUUUCCUUUGCUAAUUAUAAAAAAACAAAGUGGGUCUGCCUGCAGCGAUGGAGAAAUGUCCAGAGGAGUGAACAAGGAGACAAGCAGCAUCAGAUGGUGGGGUGGGAAACAGAGCAAACACCAACCUCCCAGGAGGUGUAAUGGGCUUAGCAAACCUGCUUAACACAUGUCAGAUAAAAUUAAAAAAUAUAAUAACAAAAACCCCACAACAAUGUUUAUAAGAAGAUUAGCUUGAAGACGGCGAAAUUUCUCUAGGGACUGUCGAUGGCUGACGCUCAACCCAACGACUCGUAGGGCCUCAUCAGAGUGAUACAUUUCCACUGCUUUGAGCCAUUUAAAAUCCUUCGUCCCACCCAAAGCAUCUUUGAUUUGGGCGCAUCUGGUGGGGACAGUUCCAUUCGCACCGUCGCCCUCCUCAGCGGGACGGAGCUGCGGCGUUGGGAGUUAACUUGCUGGAAAUAACGCGAUGUGACGAUCUCAUUUGUGGCCGCCACCCCUCCGGGGGAAAGAACGACCCGUCUCUGGGCAGCAGAUUAUAUUCAGGCUCAUUACGACAUUGUUCCCAAACCAAUCCCCCCAGGCUUCUGCCUGUAAUCACUUUUACAUACGUGUUGGCCAAUGUCCCUCUGUCCCUGCUCACCACGUCGCAGGUGGAGAUGAUACCAGAGCCGCGUUACGCCGGGGAGAAGAGAUAUGGUGAUAACCGCCUGCGUGGGCAGCGGCCGGUGACUGCUGGUGUAACCGCUAAUUAAGUCUCAAUCGAAAUUAGAAUUUGGUUUAAUUUCCUUGACAGCCAGUGGACAUGGGUUGGGUGUUACGGGUUUUAUUAGGUUGGUCGUUUUGCUUUUGCAAUUUUAUUUUUUGUUUUAGAAAAGCAAUUAAGGAGCAAACAUAGAGAGCACAGUUGACAAAUUCCAUCUUCGCUUCCCGGCGGAUGUAUUAAUAAGUAUAUGGGAGGACAAAGAGUUUAACCCAUGCUCCCCUUGGCUGUUUUGCCCCAUCCAGCGGUGCUGUGGAGCCGUUCUGGUGUUUUGGGCUUGGUCCCGCACACCUUGCCUGGCUGAUCUGGGCCGCCAUGCUCCUGCCGCUACCGCCGCUGCUUCUGCCGUGAGUGCUCUUCUGCUAAAAGCCCUAAUUACCAUGUUUUUAACCCACGUACUUUGCUGAAUCUGAACAAACACACUACCAAAUGCAACAGCGAAGCGGCUCUUUUAUAGCCCAUUAAUGGUGGGAAGCGCUGGAGACGGCGCCAAUACCGAGAGCAAGAUUCUUCACUGGUGGUCAGUCUGUAGAGACGGGUGGGGGCUGACAGUGAGGGAUCUGCGGCACAUAGCCCCGAGUUCUUCUGAAGAAACGCGGUGAUGUUUGUGGGGUAUCAGAAAAACAGGCAUUAGAAGUCAGAAGAUGGAUCACCCGCAUGCGGGUCUUCAAGGGCUGGAGGGGACGGCUGUGCGGAAUAUUGCGACCGAGAGGAGGCUGGAGGAAUAAGUCAGUAAUAUGUGUGGAGCCGAGAGGUGGCUGGACCAUUCAUUCCCAUUAUGAAGAGCACUCAGAACCCAGCACGCUUUGACUUAAAGCUCCGAAAGUGCUGGUCCCUGAGGAGCCGGAGCCUUUCCAAGGAGGAACAGGCCACCUCACCUGGAUGGAGGCGUAUAACCAUCAGAGAUCCUGCACUGCUAAGGGAGGUCGCCUGGAUUUCGGAGGCUGCGCAGUACGGCUGGAGUUUGCCAAAACUUCUGCUUUUGCUCAGGUCCGGUUCUGUAGCUCCGGCUUGUCUGGAAAAUCAGAUUCAAGAGACAAAGAGUUGCUGAGGAUUUUACCCAUGAAAUCACAGCUUUUAAAACAGAUGAUGUCUUCCUUUUUCAAGGAAUAAAUGAGUAAAAACUUUGUGUCUUCUAUGAAGCAGCCAUCAGGAAGAAAGCUUUUAAUCCUGGUGAUUGGAGAGAACAGGAAAAUCAGCUGUAGACCAGGCACUCCUUGUCCACUUUAGUUUUUAGGGAAAAAAGCAGCAAGGCAAAGAGCCAAACCUUUAUAAUGAGUAUUUGUGCCAACAUACGCCAAGGCAGGUGUGUGGGACAGGGGACAUGGAACCAGCUACGCGUGUAUUAACGGUUUUAUUGUUAUCAAUAAUAUGCAACCAACACAUGACAGCCUUGAAGUGCCACCAGAGAAGGUUUAAAAGGGCGACAUGGUUGGGACAAUGCUAAGCUAAGGUGUUUAUUUAGACAUGAAAGUCAUGGCUGAGAUAGCUUUGUCAAUGAGGAGAGGCCAGGCAAGCUGUGGAGAAGGACCGCCCCGUGGUGGCACCACAGUGGUCCUGGUCUCCUGGCACCUGGUGUGACAUCCUGCAGGUCGGGGUGCUCUUCAGGUGGGCACUUCUUUGUAGACAGACCUAUUGCUGCAUAAACAUACUUGUAUUUGGACACAGUUAAGGUCCGGGAGGUCUGCAGGGCAUCAGGGUUUGUUUUAUGCCACUGGUAGUAUGAUUUCAAAGUGAACUUAGCCAGUUUGUCCUCAAGGAAGUGUUUUCUAAUUAAUACAGGAAAAAAAUAGAGUGAGAACACAGUAUCAGCUGGGCUCCUGCUAUGUCUGACACCUUCAUCUUCCCCUCCUGACGCUGCUCGGCCACACUGUCUGCUAAACAGAUUGGAUGUUUUCUUCUCUAGAUGGGCUGGGAUGCGUGAUGCUCUCCUCCUCCUGAGCGCAGGGUACCACCCCUGGGAUGCCAAAGGUCCUGGCGUACCCUGGGGCUAACGAGAGCUCCUGCACCACCCGCAAACCCCUUAUUUGGGUCUCUCUUCCCAGCGAUGCAGCUCGUUUCCCUCUUUGGACCCGGUUAUUCGAGCGCUGGGCUUUCUGAAGUGACUCGCCAUUGCAAGGGCAGCGCAUCCAACUGAUGAGGUUUUGGGUAACGCCGAGCAGCUGUUCUUUGGAAAUGAAGGAAACGAGAAGAAAUUGAAAUAAAUCACUGAGAUUUGAGUUUCCUCGCUGAUGAUCGCAGCCCUCCCGUCCCCGUACCUGCCUCGUCACCAGUGCCCACCUCCUAUCUCAUACCUGCUGUUUCCAUCUCGGAGAGUCUGGAAAUUCAGAUCCAUCUGUUUCUUUCCGAUGGUGAGAUAGUGUAUCACAGGCAACGCAGGCAGGGCCUGGUGGAGCCGCGGUGUUAAUUAAUGGUAAUCCCUUAAUCCGAGGGCAGUGUGAGAGACCGCCGUGCCCACUUUGUUCUCUCCUGAGCGCAGAGAAAUGCCAGACCCGUAACAGCAAAAUCGCCCAUCCAACGCCGUUCCGAGCACCAGAGGCAAGGGCACCGGGACAUCAAGGUAGGGGAACUCCGUCUGGUGCCUCAUCUGCUGAGCAUCUCCACCCUUCCCGACCCUCUGCUGCUGACUUCUUAUGGGCUGAGAUGGUGCUUCAGUUUGAAGUGGCUGGAAACCUCUUCCAAAGGCAACAGGAUGUAACCCACGAGAAAAGCCAUUUUGCUGCUGUUCUACCCGGGAGCAGGAGCUGCCAGACACAACACUGGAAAGGCGUCAUGGUCUUUGUAGGUUUGCUGCCUGAUUCUUACUGCGGAAAGGCUCCGAGAAAUCCAAACAGGGCUCAGCACAACUGCCUCGUCGAUUGGAGAAGCUGAUGCUCCUUGACUGAACCGAAUGGGGGGGAAGCGCAAGGGUGGUGCUGCCGGACCUGGGCCUUCCUCCCACCCUGCCAGGGCAGAGCAGCUCUGGACCCGCAUCCUUGGGACCCGGGCACCCCCAGGAUGCAGCACAAGCGAUGCCAGGGAGAGGAUGGGAGGCACAGCCCCGCACCAAGCAAAGGACACAGGUGUUAACCCCCCUGAAACAUCUUCUGCUGCCAAGCGAUGCAGGGAACAGACUUGUGGGAGACGAGCUGCUUUCCGCCUGGGACUGAGCCAGGUCACACCAGACCUCUCGAUGCUCUGCUCAGUGGAUGUUCCGCUGUCCAAAUCAUCCACAGGGAGUUCUGCUCCAGCAGAACAUCCUGACCUUGCAGCAGUGCUUGAGAAAAGACCCCGCAGCCCUCCGCUGUCUGGUGUUGGGCAGCCAAAGGGACGAGCAGCAGCUCCUUAGAAUCAUAGAAUCAUUUUGGUUGGAAAAGACCUUGAAGAUCAUCAAGUCCAACUGUUAACCCAACACCUCUGCUUGAGGAACCAGGCUCUAAGGAAAGCCACAGACCCCAGCAGAACCUCCGUAUUCUGGGCACGGAGACACCAGCUCUGCUUUCCUCAAAGCAGAAGUCAUCCCAGCAGCUGGCUGGCAAGGUGGCCGUAAGAAAGCAGCGGUCUGGAAAGUGUUAGAGCAAGAGGAGAAAUGCUGGGAAGCCCAGCACCUCGCCCAGCUUCCAGGUCGUUUAAGUUUAAUGGGGAAGGGGUUGGGGGGACAGGAGGACAAAAUCCGUUUCCAUGGCAACAUCCAGCUACAUGGUGCACAUCUGCAUUGCUGAUUUGGAGCAAAAAUGAAGUUUUGGGGUAGUUCAUAAAGAGGAAAGAAGCCGUGCGUGGGAGUGUGUGCGCACAGACACGUAUGCACACGCCAGGACAAGUGUCGCAGGGUUUAAUUACAGGCGUGGGAAGGUGACAUUUCCAGUGCUUACCUGACCAAGAUAAAGAAAUGAGGAGCCCGAAGCAAGGUUGUGUAUGUGCCAGCCAGACCUGUGAAAUGCGGGCCAUGAGCUUCUCAAAGCAGCGACAAAUUGCUCCUGGCUGAAGACAAGCCCAAGCUGUGCACCUGGUGAUGUUCAGGCUCCAUCGUGGCCGAAUGAGCUCCAGAUAACUCAGAAUGAGCUGCCUGCCCCAAAAGCUCCAUCUUCACUGCCCACCCAGCUGUCAGGGAGAAUCCUAUUUCAUCAAAGCUCCUGAGUCUGGCUUUAUCUGCUUGA
Columba livia (rock pigeon) is the source of this 13770-nucleotide messenger RNA. RefSeq lists its product as uncharacterized. The record is from RefSeq and is a predicted model, not a curated record. The transcript is spliced from 34 exons. NCBI's taxonomy places the organism in Eukaryota, Metazoa, Chordata, Aves, Columbiformes, Columbidae. The coding region runs from base 1 to 744 and encodes 247 amino acids.